Funneliformis geosporum is the source of this 196-nucleotide messenger RNA. The record is from the annotation of a GenBank genome assembly. Lineage: Eukaryota; Fungi; Glomeromycota; Glomeromycetes; Glomerales; Glomeraceae.
AUGUCAGAUUACGCUUCCAGUUCUACGGCAAACAUUAAAACGGAAAUUGCUCGUCUCGCCGAAACUCAAGAGGAGAAAGCUAGUUUACUUUCCUACUUCACUAAACAUAAAGAUCAGCAAUCUGAUGCAUUCUCAGACCUUAGUCAUUUUGAUACGGAUAAGGAUAAACUUGCCUAUCUUAGGACUUUUUUGCCUG